UCUGCGUAGGAGUGGAAAGGGGCCGGAAGGGGCCGGGCCGCAGGCGCCCAGACUUCCGGCACGCAGCCGGGCUGCCCUGCCGGUAGUUCUAACGCGAGGCGCGCGAGCGGACUGGGUGACGUCAAGGAAGGCGGUGGGACGGGGGACGUGUUGGGCAUGCGCAAUAGAUCGACUUCGCCGACCCUGGUCCCGCCGGCAGUAAAGGACCUGCCCACGCGGGUGGGCUUUCCAGUUUUGUGGCGGAGGGCGGGCGCCUAGCGGCUUUCUUGGCAGCGGGCAGGAAACUGGCAGGAGUUCCUGAGCCUGAACGUGCAGCGGAAGUAGAAGAACGUAUGCCCUUCUUCAAGCGUCUGGAGCUCAGAGAUGCAGCCCAGGGGAGGGAAAUGUGACUAGUUGAGGAGGCCAUGCUUACUGUUGCUGCCAGAUCCCAUGUCAGCACCAAGUCCUCAGCUGCUGGUGGCAGCUGCUCAGCAGACCCUGGGCAUGGGAAAGAGACGAGGCCCACCCCGAGCUGUGUGCCUUCAUCUAGCCGGAGAGGUGCUGGCUGUGGCCAGGGGACUGAAGCCAGCUCUGCUCUAUGAUUGCAACUGUGCAGGGGCAGCAGAGCUCCAGAGCUAUCUGGAGGAGCUGCAGGGCCUGGGCUUCCCGACCCAGGGACUUCACAUCCUUGAGAUUGGAGAAAACAGCCUGAUUGUCCUUCCUGAGCAUGUGUGUCGGCACUUGGAGCAGGUGCUGCUUGGUACCAUAGUCUUUGUGGAUGUUUCAAGCUCUCAACUUCACCCUUCCAUCUGCUCCCUGGACCAGCUUCAGGACUUGAAGGCCCUUGUGACUGAGAUCAUCACACAUUUGCAGGGGCCACAGAGGGACCGAUCCCUGGCAGUCUCUUGCAGCAGGCUCCGUUCCUCAGACUGGAAUCUCUGUACUGUGUUUGGGAUCCUCCUGGGCUAUCCUGUCCCCUAUACUUUUCACAUGAACCAGAGAGAUGACAACUGCUUAGCGCAGACUCCACUACGGGUGUUCACUGCCCGGAUCUCAUGGCUACGUGGUCAACCACCACUCUUGCUCUAUUCCUUUAGUGUCCCAGAGAGCUUGUUCCCAUCCUUGAGGGACAUUCUAAACACUUGGGAGAAGGACCUUAGAACUCGAUGUAGGACUCAAAAUGACUUCGCUGGCCUCAGCAUCUCUUCUGAGAUAGUCACACUGCCGGCUGUGGCCCUCUGACUUUUAACUCUUUUCCUGUGUAGAAGGAGCUCGGUAAAUGAUCAGCUCUCGGUCAGAGACGGCAAAUAAGAAUCAUCUCAAGUGCCAAUUCCAAGCAUCUCGAGGACACUAGGGAAGAAUGCUGUAAUAAAUUUGCCAUUUUUAUGCUGAACUGGACUAGGGAGAGUAGACCAGGAUGCAUCAGGAAUAAACAGAGUUCUCUGGAACAGAGGCCAUCAGGUGAAGUUUAUUUGUUUAUUUUUACAGCAGGUUAAAAAAAUAACGAGAGUCAGAAAUCUCAGUUGAGUUGGAAAAACCCACACAUUAAAGUACCCAGACCUGAGUUUUUUACUGAUUUUCUUGCUUCUGAUUUUCACCCAAGGCAGCUGUCACCAGUUAUUCAGAGCUUCAGGCUGUCCUUAUUGGCCAGGAACACUGCCACUGCUAUAGCAAUCAGUGCCAUCAGCAUCAGGAGCCAUCGGCCACAUUGCCUCUGUGAGGAGGGAGGGGGAGAGAAGAGAAAGAGGCCAUGGGUUAGUCAGAGAAGAUGGAGGCAAAAAUAAUCUUCCUUCUUGCCAUUCUAGCCCAGUGGAAAACCUUGGGUUGGUGGAGGAGAAAAAGCUUUUUAUAUCUCUGUCUCUCUCACUUUGCCACCUCGCUCGGGAUAAAACCACUUUCCAGUGGUCACUGGCCCAGCGAACCACAGCCAGCAGGGGCCAGGUACUUAAAUACUGAUAUAAAUAAUCAAAAGUAGAAAAUAACUCAGCAAAAUUGUAUUCUGUUUAUAUUCCUUUUCUCGUCACUGUCCUUGCCACUAUGCUCAUAAUAGACUAAAAGAACACCAUUUCAUACUUCAGCUAGUAGUAAAUUUUUCCCUUCAGGCUCAGGCGUUCCAUGAAAAUUAGGCUUGGAGGCAUGAGCCAGUGUUUCUUUACAUGGUUGCUAUACUCUACAGUAUAAACCAAGCUGAACGGCGCAGGCUGGUCAGAUGUUGGCAUGGGCUGAACAAUUUCAUGGGCAAGAUUUGGCUAAAGGAGGAAUCGUCCCACCAUCACCUAGGGCUGUAUGGGAGGAUAGACCGUCUUACUCUGGGAGGCAGCUGCUGGCUCUGGUUCAUCUCUUCUCGACAAUGCUGCAGCUUACGCAGGCAGGAGAGAUACUCAUCGCUGAGGUUGUCUAAUUCUGAAUGCAGUUCUCUGCACUGUGCGGGGAGGGGAGAGAACACCACCAAGGUCAUCAAGACAGUUCUGUCAGGGACAGAGCCCAGGUAGGGGAGAGGGCCCUGUGUAAGUUACCCUGUCAUUCAUUUGGAAUUUUUACCUCCAUCCUCCCUUCCCAGCUUUUCUCAGAGCUUUCAGUUUGCCUUCUGACUGUCUCACCUAGUUUAUUUGUAAUGUGUUCAUUUAAAUGAUUGAUUAUAAUGCAUAUUAUUAUAUAUUAUACAUGUGUGACA
Molecule: messenger RNA, 2653 nt
Organism: Balaenoptera ricei (Rice's whale)
Lineage: Eukaryota; Metazoa; Chordata; Mammalia; Artiodactyla; Balaenopteridae
Gene: C1H1orf74
Product: chromosome 1 C1orf74 homolog
Exons: 2
Coding region: 430-1221 (263 amino acids)
Source: RefSeq, a predicted model, not a curated record